AUGAUCUCGUGUUGUGACGUCACACCUGGCAGUCCUUCUACUGCCAGAGAGAACAUAGAACCACCGACACGGGGCCACCGACACGGGGCCACCGACACGGGGCCACCGACACGGGGCCACCGACACGGGGCCACCGACACGGGGCCACCGACACGGGGCCACCGACACGGGGCCACCGACACGGGGCCACCGACACGGGGCCACCGACACGGGGCCACCGACACGGGGCCACCGACACGGGGCCACCAACACAGGGCCACCAACACAGGGCCACCAACACGGGGGCCACCGACACGGAGCCAGCAACACGGGGCCACCAACACGGAGCCACCAGCUAUUGAUGGCUCGCCAGACUCUCGCAGACGACAGUCGAGGCUCAGCUGA
Physella acuta is the source of this 384-nucleotide messenger RNA. Its product is annotated as proline-rich proteoglycan 2-like. The record is from RefSeq and is a predicted model, not a curated record. Lineage: Eukaryota; Metazoa; Mollusca; Gastropoda; Physidae.